AUGCAGCAACUCUGCGACGUCGGUCAUCACUCUGGGAUUGGACAAGAUGGCUUCUAUGCCCCUUACGCUGCAAUCGACGUCCGUGGUUUAGCCCAUGUGCCCAAAGGUAUAUCUCCUGAGGUGGCAGCGAUAGCCACAGAUGCCGUGGCAACAGCAUAUCAUGCCAUCUACAGGCGUGGUGAGAUCAAGCAGACCGAGACAGUUUUCUUAUUUGGACUGGGAGGACUUGGUUUCAAUGCUCUUCAACUCCUCCUAGAUAUUGGGGCACGAGUCGUUGUGUCCGAUAUCAGGCCGGAAAUUCUCGAGGAAGCAGCUGCAAUUGGCGUUCCAAAGUCAGAUUUAGUUCCAGUUGGAGAGCCUGUGCAAAAGUUUGUCACAGACAAGGGCUUAACUGGUAAGAUUGACGCCGUCCUGGAUUUUGUGGGUACUCACCAAACGUUCGAAGACGCACAGCAAAUUGAUUAA
Messenger RNA from Colletotrichum siamense, 465 nucleotides. RefSeq names its product Acryloyl-coenzyme A reductase. Bases 1 to 465 code for a protein of 154 amino acids. The transcript has 2 exons. The record is from RefSeq and is a predicted model, not a curated record. NCBI's taxonomy places the organism in Eukaryota, Fungi, Ascomycota, Sordariomycetes, Glomerellales, Glomerellaceae.